Messenger RNA from Rhopilema esculentum, 1404 nucleotides. The record is from RefSeq and is a predicted model, not a curated record. Lineage: Eukaryota; Metazoa; Cnidaria; Scyphozoa; Rhizostomeae; Rhizostomatidae.
AGGAAAAAGUUACUAAAGCGUGGGUCGUUAGAGUCUUUUGAGUCGUUUGUCCGUUUCCACUUGCAAAAAUCAUUCAUGCGUGGGUAUUUUGGGUCGCGGAGAUAGAAUUUUUUUUAUCUCUGCGACAACUGUUGUUUGAGUCUUUUGGGUCUUUUUGGUUGUUGGCAGAUGAUUUCACUUAAAGGUGCCUUGAUAUCAACAAUAAUCUUCUAUGGUGUUGGUCUCAUUUCAAUCAAACUAUACUUGAAACUUGUACAACAUGGUUUUGGUGUUCCCAAUUUCAACCAUUUCCCAGGAAAAUGCCGUGUGAUGCCUCAAAUGGAAUGUGGUUCAGAAGAUGUUGCAGUUACUAAAGAUGGUUUGGCAUUUAUAUCAAAUGGAUUGCGAAUUAUACCAAAAUGUGAUCAUAAACUUCACAAGGGUGGAAUUUAUUUGUUUGAUUACAAAAACCCAACAAAAAAUGUUACAAGGCUGGAAAUAGUAUCAAAAACCAUUAAUUGGGAUGUUUUUGAUCCCCAUGGACUUAGUUUGUGGGAAAAUCAACAGUUUGGCAAUGUGAUAUUGUUUCUCAUAGAUCAUGGCAGUGGUGAAAAGGUACAUUUAUUUGAAUACAAACGGGAGAAUAAAUGGCAGUUAGUCCACAAAGAAACAAUCAUUGAUGCCUUGUUUGUUUGUAUUAAUGACUUAGUUGCAACUGGCCCACGCAGCUUCUACAUCACAAACUUCAUUGCCUUUUGUCAUGUUUCACAAGCAGCAGUUGCUGCAGAGUUUUUCUUAAGUUUGCCCACAGGCAACGUUGCUUAUUAUGAUGGUAAAAAGGCAACAGUAGUUGCUAAAGGUCUUUACAUGUCAAAUGGAAUAAAUUUGUCCCCAGAUGGGCACCAUCUUUUUGUAGCAGCUGGUUCAGCUCAUCAAGCUCUCAUCUUCAAGCGAGACAUUGAUGACAACACUAUUCGACUUACAAGUGAAGUGGAUUUAAUGACUUCUCCAGACAACAUAGAGGUUGACUUUGAGACAGGAGAUCUUUACAUUGGCUGCCAUUCAAACUACCGUCUGCCAUUUUCUGAAUAUAAUGGAACAUUUGCAGCCCCAUCCCAAGUCAUUCAGGUCAAGGCACACAAUAAAGAUUGGGGCAAUGUAAGCAUAACUGAGGUACUGCGUAGUGAUGGGAUCAAUUUUGUGCGUGGCUCCUCUGUUGCCAGCUUCUAUAAAGGCGGACUCCUGAUUGGGACAGUAUUCCAUCGUUUGGCAUAUUGUGAAAAUGUGAAGGUGCACAGUGUAUGAAAUUCAGCAUAAAUGACAUACACAAUUUCCAGUCCAUUGUAAAUUUUAAAUAAAUGAAGUUUUUUGACAAUAGUUUUAGACUGAAAAGUUGGAUGUGUGCAAAUUUGCAGUCAAAACAAA